AUGAAAUACUGGCAAUCUAGAAAGCAUAAUAGGGCUCCUGUCCAGCAGAAUCUUGACCGGCUCUUUGCGUGCCCCUCCAACCUAUUAGAUUCCGACUUGGUUAUACUAAUCCGUUUGUCAAACACUCCCGAAGCGGAAUGGAUCUGUAAGGACACGUCAAUAAGUGGAUGGCUCAAAGAUAUUUAUGGAGAUCAGGGUCUUUGGACCGAAAAAACUCAAUUGGCGAGUGGUUCAAGACGUUCGCAAGGUCCUCUUGUCGGGGCUGCUGAUAAAGAGAAAUGA
Molecule: messenger RNA, 282 nt
Organism: Ambispora gerdemannii
Lineage: Eukaryota; Fungi; Glomeromycota; Glomeromycetes; Archaeosporales; Ambisporaceae
Source: the annotation of a GenBank genome assembly